Messenger RNA from Saxophila tyrrhenica, 477 nucleotides. RefSeq lists its product as uncharacterized. Bases 1 to 477 code for a protein of 158 amino acids. NCBI's taxonomy places the organism in Eukaryota, Fungi, Ascomycota, Dothideomycetes, Mycosphaerellales, Extremaceae. The transcript is spliced from 2 exons. Gene Ontology annotation, cellular component: BLOC-1 complex. The record is from RefSeq and is a predicted model, not a curated record. Gene Ontology annotation, biological process: endosome organization.
AUGCCUCCUCCGUCUCAACAACGCUCCUCGUCCCAACCACAGCAGCCUACAAUCCCGACUUCGAUCCCCGACAACAGACUUGGACUUGAUCCGGACGAUGUUCAAACGCUACGGCGACUGCAGCAGGCUGCUCAUGCGCAGGCCCGUAGUCCGGCUGGCUCGCAGGCCAGUAGUCAGGGUCGAUUGUUGCUCGAUCCUGGGAGUCUGCAGUUGCUGUCACGACACUUCGACCUGGUCAUGCAGGCGAUUGCGCAGCGGUUGGAUCAGCUCAACCAGCAAACCGAGAUCGCAACCCAAGCGCAGACCGACCGAGCAGGCAACGCACUGAGAGUAGCAGACGCCGAAAUCGCACGUUUCCGGUUGAUGAUGCAGCAGAUCGAUCAGCUGGAGAUGGAGUUUGAGAAGAUCCAGAGGAUCCGUGAUAUCGUGCGAACUUGGAGGGCAAGAGUAGAAGAUAUGGAAAGGAGAUUGGGAUAA